CUCUCUCUCUCUCUGUUUCCUCCACCUUACCUGUCCCCCUGCAUCUCUCUCUCUCUCUCUCUCUCGCACUCUCUGUUUCCUCCACCCUCCCUGUCCCCCUGCAUCCAUCCAUUCAUUCUAUCUACAGCGCUACGGACCUAUCAUGGGUGACUGGAGCUUUCUGGGUAAUAUUUUAGAGGAAGUGAAUGAGCACUCAACGGUGAUUGGCCGGGUGUGGCUCACGGUCCUCUUCAUCUUCCGCAUUCUCAUCCUGGGUACGGCGGCAGAGUUUGUGUGGGGUGACGAGCAGUCGGACUACGUCUGUAACACGCAGCAGCCCGGUUGUGAGAACGUGUGUUACGACGAGGCCUUCCCCAUCUCCCACAUUCGCUUGUGGGUUCUGCAGAUCAUCUUCGUGUCCACUCCAUCUUUGGUGUACGUAGGCCAUGCCGUGCACCACGUCCACAUGGAGGAGAAACGCAAAGAGCGUGAGGAGGCUGAGCUGAGUCGCCAGCAGGAGCUGAGUGAGGAGCGGCUGCCUCUAGCGCCCGACCAGGGUAGUGUGCACACCACCAAGGAGACCAGCACCAAGGGCAGCAAGAAGUUCAGGCUGGAAGGCACCCUGCUGAGGACCUAUAUCUGCCACAUAAUCUUCAAGACGCUGUUUGAGGUGGGCUUCGUGGUGGGCCAGUACUUCCUGUACGGCUUCCGCAUCCUGCCGCUGUACAAGUGCAGCCGAUGGCCCUGCCCCAACACCGUGGACUGCUUCGUGUCUCGCCCCACAGAGAAGACUGUCUUCAUCAUAUUCAUGCUGGCCGUGGCUUGCGUCUCCCUCUUCCUCAACUUUGUGGAGAUUAGUCACCUGAGCCUGAAGAAGAUCCGCUUCCUCUUCUGCAAGCCACCCCCUGCCCCCUCCAGGGGGGGGUUCUCAAGAGCCUGCCCCCCCCUGGCCGUGCCUUCCUUCCAGAGAGCAAAAGGCUACAGGCUGCUGGAGGAGGAAACCCACCACUACCCCCUAGUGGAGGCAUGCAUGGAGGCAGGGAGGCUAAUCCCUCUGGCCCCGCCCUUUCAGUGCAAGCAGGAGAAAGCGGAGGAACUGGGGCACAUGGAGGACAUUUCGAAGGUGUACGAUGGGACUUUGCCUUCCUACGCCCAGACCACAGAGAUAGGGGAGGACAGACUACCACUACACCAAGAGGAGGAGCAGCAGCAGCAGGAGGAGGAGGUGGGGAUGGAGGCGAUGUAUACGAUAGAGGACACAAGACCACUGAGCAGAUUGAGCAAAGCCAGCAGCAGGGCCAGGUCAGACGAUCUCACCGUAUGAACCUGUGAGAAAACACACACACACACACACACAAACUUACACGCACACAAACACUGAACACAGGAGAACACACACAUCUAGCUCAAGACAACAAACACUUAUUACCAUUAGGACGUGGGUAACAUCACUCAAUAAGGCAACAAAAAGAUCUGUGCUCAUUUGUGAGAUAAGUGAAUAUUAUAAAAAGUUGUGUUUUAAGAGAGGAGGGAUAGAUUUAUUUUAUUAAGCAUGUUAUAUGAAACCAAAUGUAGAAAGGACAAACAUGCAAAAAGGGGAAAAAUAUUUUUUACUUGAUGAAAAUCCAUGCUGUCGACCUUUUUCUAUCGAAAGACUUUCAACAACAACCAAUGAAAGAUUACUAAUGUUUACAUAUUCUGGGGGGUUGAAUCGGUAGGGGGACCGAUCAUAUAUAUUGAUCAUAUAUUCUUGUGUGUCUGCAAAGCAGUAAAAUUACUGUAGGCAGGCAAUCACUUUCAUAUGUAGCUGCAAAUAUGUUGCAGGUGGAAGGGCUGUUGCACACCAAGUCCGUUGCACAGAAAAUGUAUGACUAUUUAACACCAAGUUGAUAGUCCAUUUUUGGAUUGAAAAUAGUUAUUUCUGCACACAUUUCUUAGAGGAUAUAGAACUCUGUGCAAGGCCUAUAUAAACCUCAUAUCACCUCAACUACGCAUCGAUUUACUCUUCUUUCAAUUGAAGGCAGAUUUGCAAUAAAGUACAAGAGCAUAUCUGUCCUUUUCAUGUUUAUAUACAGACUAGUACAGCCAAAAAGCGGAGUAGUAGAGAAAAACAAACCAAAAAAGGACCAGAUGUUAAUGGUCUCUUUUCAAUGUGAUUUCUGAUCUUUUGAUCUGAUCUGAUCUUUUAGAUUGCUUAUAUCUUUCGUUGCAUAUAUAAUAAGUGGGCACUGUGAAAAUGUUGUCUGUCUGUGAAAAGAGAGGAGUGCUGGUUUGACCGAUCACAGACUGGGCCAUAUUAACGGCCUCAGGCCAAAUCCUCUCUUUUUGCGCUGUACAAACCGGCGUCAGGGCGAUAAAGAUUACGCACGAUCAGCACAAAGUAUUGUUGAGCCACAGACAAUAAAAGAAACCACUCAUAUAUGAAAACAAGCAUCCUUGACAUUGUUGUGGGGGAAAAUCUUUGUACUUGAUUUUAUUUGCCCUUGAUGGGCCUUUCCUCUGUACAAAUAUGAAAUAGUUCGGGCAAUGUUUACAACGUUUUCUAAAAAAAACUAUAAAAGGAGAAUCUUAUUGUACAUAAAGUAUAAUUGUAUCUGAUGUCUAAUAGCAAACAUGAUGUUGAGAACACUUAGUUUAAGUUAUGAUAUAAUAUAUAGCUAAAUUAUUAUUACUAUGAUGACAAUCGUUCAUUUAUCCAA
Molecule: messenger RNA, 2678 nt
Organism: Salmo salar (Atlantic salmon)
Lineage: Eukaryota; Metazoa; Chordata; Actinopteri; Salmoniformes; Salmonidae
Source: RefSeq, a predicted model, not a curated record